GCUGUUCGGCAUUAGCGCGAGCGCGAGCACGAGCACGAGCACAGAGCGAGCUGUUUGUUCUGCGCGAUUAAAUACAAACAAGAAACAGGAUUAUAAACAAUUUUUUUCUUUUUUUUAAUUAAAUAACUCAACUUAUACGUAUUGACACAGACUGGUUUAAUAAGCUCCAUGUCCCGGAAGUGAACUCGAACAGGACGGCUUUCUCUGACCGCAGGGCUAAAAGAUGUGCGAUGGGAUGGCCACACGUUCACACGCUCUGGUGAUCGUGGCAUUGCAGCUGCAUCUCUUCCUCACCACGCUCCCCACAGGCCAGGCCUCAGGUUGCUCCAGGCCUUCAUCGGUGCUGCAUGGCCAAGGAAACCUCACAGAGACCAACCGCGGCUCCUUCCCUGUGGGCACGGUGCUGCAGUACAGCUGCGAUUCAGGAUACACACUGAGCGGCGAGAGCGUCAUCACGUGUAUCGCACCAGGACACUGGUCUUCUGCCCCACCGCACUGCCUCAGAAACGAUGUGUGUCGUCCCCCGAGUGAGCCGGAGAAUGGGGGCUACAUGUGCCACCCCUCGCCCUGCCCCAGGUUGACCGAGGGCACAGUGAUCGAGUAUUUCUGUGACGAAGGCUACACGCUGAAAGGAUACAGAUACCACACAUGCAGGAACGGAGACUGGGACUCUGCAGCGCCCAUCAUCUGUCACCUGGGACAGGGAAAGGAAGAUCGCUCUUCUCUCGGUAUGCCAGCUCUCUCUAUCAUGGCCUCAACUGCCAGCUCUGUCGCACUCAUCCUGCUGCUUGUCGUCCUCUUCGUCCUGCUGCAGCCUAAACUCAAAUCCUUCCAUCACAGCAGACGUGAUCAGGGCGUAUGCGGCCAGGCGCCUUCUGUCAUCGUAGAGGGAGUACAGGUCUCUCUUCCUUCGUACGAGGAGGCGGUGUACGGCAGCGGCGGCACGGCAGCUCCUCCCCCGCAGUCCCGCGUGAACAUCGUGCUCUCCGAGGGGCCGCAGACGGAGCCUUCUGCUUCAGAGAUCAGCCAAUCCCGAGCCGAGCACAGCCUCCCCUCAACCUCCACUCCUGCACGCUCCUGUCACGCAGAAACCGUGCUUGUUCACCAGGACCCCUCUACCUCCUCUCCAUCCUCAUCCUCCUCCUCCACCUGGGUGUCGGAGCAGCGCGGGGCAGCAGCAGCAGCACGUAGGCCAAGCAGCACGAGCAGCGACCAGCACAGCCUGCUCUCGCUUACCUCCGUAGAGGAAUAUGGAGACGAUAUCCCUCUGCUGAAGGAGGCCUGAGAGCACAUGCUCUGUGGACGACGACCAGGACUGUGUCUCCUUAAGCUUUGUACCAAACCCUUCCCCCAUUGCUGCCGUACAGAACGCAGGAGUAACCAAAUGCCUCUCCACCGACCGCCCCUUCAACUCUCUAUAAACUCUCCGAGUCUGUUUGCACCGCGUGUAACUCGCCUCAGUGUAAAACACCACCGUCACCACAUCUCCACACGCUCCAACCUUCUCCCUCAAAGCACCGCACAGAUGCUAUAGAAUAUACAGGACUAUGUAUAACGCGUACAUAACAGCCUGAAUAACACGUUUAUAAACACCACCUCUUCCCUCAGCGCUGUACUAACAAGUGGCUGCACUCACUAUGCCUUUGUUCUUCUUCUCACAAGAUUGCCCAUGCAUUCAGUCGGGUUCUGAGGAAUCCAUCAGUGACUGUGACCUCUCUGCCAUGAGGUCCAAUAAAUCAGGUUUUAUUUUUAUUUUUCUUUUAAUGCUGCAUGAUCCGUGCACAAAAUCCCAGAUUCCCAAACGAUCGAGCAAGCGCACACACGAGAACACGCAUGCUUCACAGGACGGCCGGACCAGAGAGAUACAGGGACGAACCGCUUUACGUUGUACUGUACUCAAAGACAUGCUUGCCUUUCUGUUCGCUGUGUGUGUGUUUGGCUUUACAUGUUUGACUGAAUGAAGAGGGCUCAAAUGUGUUGAUUUUUUUUUUUUUUUUUUUUUUUUUUUUUAAAUCCAGCGCAAGUUUGUUAUUUUACCUUCUGUUUUUUUUAACUGAGAGAUUAUCAUAUAUCAUAUCAUAUCAUAUCAUAUAUACAUUCUAGAACAAUUCUUAAUUCAUUUGUUUGCUUUAAAACGUCUUCGGGUUAUCCGGUUAGUCCAGCUGCGUGCAUGAGGAGCACUAAAUAAUCACGAUAAGAUGAGAGAUCAGGAACACUGUCUUGAAAAGGGUGGACAGAUCACUAACUUAGGUGCCGACUUUUUUAUUAUUAUUAUUAUUAUUAUUAUUAUUACAGAACCCUAAAAAAAGAAGAAGAAGAGGAACGGUGUAUUUCCGUACGCUAAAUAAUAAUAGCGUACUCCUAAAUGAAAACACAAAGCUUGUUCGGUUUGCUUUCCGCAAAUAACAAACAUUUUGUCACUGUCGGGCAGAAUCCUCAUAUCUCCAAAACCGUUAUUUUUCAGGAAAUGAAAAAAACGCGUACCUUAUCUGCAGUGCACAGGGUUUAGUCCGAGUUGCAGUGGAUUGUCUUGCGCUAAAUUCCUGUCCUCAGACAAGCAGCAGAACUAGCAGGGAUCAAGAUUUUUUUUUCUUUGAGCCCAUUGUUUUGAAGACAUUUACCUCAGAAGACGUGUUGAUUCGUUGCGACUCUUAUUGAGGAGAAAUAUGCCGUGAAGCUCUCCCACGGAGCGAGGAAGAGGUGGACAGUUGAAGUGUCCAAUGGAGUUAUGAGAUUUGCGCUCAAGCUAUUUUCAAGACUUUAGUAACUUGUAAAAAUAACAGACCCACGUGGGGACUGACCAAUAGCAUCGAUAUGUGAAAAAAUAUGAAAUUAACCAAAUUUGGACACACGAGGUUUCCGCCCGACAGCGACGAUUUACUCUUUUCCAAAGUCACAAAUCCUGCUGCACUGUGCACAAAAAUAAUGACUAUCAAUAGGAAGCCUUUUCACAUGGCGUAUUUAUUAGCUCCAGACAAUGCUAGUAAUAUUUCUGGACAAAACGCAGCAGAAUACGAUGACGACCGAGACAUUAACGAGGAUGAACGACAUCUUUUACGUGCAAUGACGGAUUACUACGUUAUACACGUAGAGAUUUCAGAGAGGAUCAGGAGAGAAUAAAGACUCACGCUUCUCAUCCGUCGUCUGAACCAACAUUAAUGAUGCUAGUUGCUCAUUUCAGCCUAAUUAUUAUUAGACUUUAUGCGCUAAUAAAUGUAGGAUUUGUCCACCCUUGAACAAAUCUAAUUAAAGCUAACAGCAGCUUGCGUUGAUUUCUGGGCAUUUUUGCAUGCACGCUUUCUUUUAUCGCACAGUAACUAAUUGCUGAUGGAAAAGUUGGACUAGAUAAAGACGCAUCAUAAUACUUUGGCUCGGUUAUAGAAACAUGAGGGUCGGGUUUGUGCGGUCAGACGUCCUUUUUAUUUAUUUAUUUUUUUUCGUUUAUUUCCUGCAAAAACACAUCUGGUUGGAGACGAAGCCGAGCUUUCGCCUUAAUAGACUUGUGCAUUUCAUUCUUUUAUUUUUUUAUGUAAGUGUCUUUCUUCCAUCACGGUCUCGAUUUCGUCUUCAGUUUGUCCUUACAGCCUUGACAUUUUAUUUCCUAUGCAUUAACAGUCUUAUGGCUUUAUCAGAAGGUGUCGGGUUCUUUCUUUCUUCAUUAUUACGACGCUGUUUUCUUCUCCAAAGCCUUCAACAACUCCCCCGUCGGUGACUUCGACAUCCGAAGUUUGCUGCAGGUCUGAAAGUUGGACUUUCUGUCGUUUCCUUGAAGAACACCAUUGUAUGGUGCGACUGUCUCAUCUUACUCUUCUCAGCUGUUUGUUUGUUUUUUUUUUCUGUACAUUGCAGUGGGUGUGAAGAUAGUAUUUUAAUAUUUGUAUAAAGUUUAAUUUAAUUCUACAGUUUGUGUGUGUAUAUAACUAUUUCUAAUUAAAACUUUCUUUUAAAGUGCAA
Messenger RNA from Tachysurus vachellii, 3954 nucleotides. It is a transcript of the gene susd6, whose product is annotated as sushi domain containing 6. NCBI's taxonomy places the organism in Eukaryota, Metazoa, Chordata, Actinopteri, Siluriformes, Bagridae. The record is from RefSeq and is a predicted model, not a curated record. Bases 224 to 1285 code for a protein of 353 amino acids. The transcript is spliced from 7 exons.